GGCUGAGGGGCGGCGAUGGCGGCCCCUUGGGGACGGGAGCGCGUCCUCUGCCUCUUCGACGUGGACGGGACCCUCACCCCGCCUCGCCAGAAAAUUGAGCCAGAAGUAGCUGAGUUUCUGGAAGAGCUGCGUAAGAGAGUGAGGAUUGGUGUGGUCGGGGGCUCUGACUAUACCAAGAUAGCUGAGCAGCUGGGAGAAGGGGACGAAGUCAUCAACAAGUUUGAUUACGUCUUUGCGGAAAAUGGCACUGUGCAGUACAAGAAUGGACAACUAGUCUCCAAGCAGGCUAUCCAGGACCACCUCGGGGAGGAACUUCUACAGGAACUGAUCAACUUCUGUCUCAACUACAUAGCGCUACUAAAGUUGCCCAAGAAACGAGGGACCUUCAUAGAAUUCCGCAGUGGAAUGUUGAACAUCUCUCCCAUUGGUCGAAGCUGCACCAUGGAGGAGCGAAUAGAGUUUUCAGAGCUGGACAAGAAAGAGAGGAUCCGAGAGAAAUUCGUAGCUGCCUUGCAGAGGGAGUUUGCUGGCAAGGGCCUGCGGUUUUCCCGAGGUGGCAUGAUUAGUUUUGAUGUCUUCCCAGAGGGCUGGGAUAAGCGCUAUUGCCUCGAUAUCCUUGAUGAGGAAAGAUUUGAUAUCAUACAUUUCUUUGGGAACGAGACAACUCCUGGUGGGAAUGAUUAUGAAAUCUAUGAUGACCCCAGGACCGUGGGACACAGCAUCCAGUCUCCCCAUGACACAGUCCAGAGGUGCCAGGAUAUCUUCUUUCCAGAGACAGUGAACGAAUCUUGACUCACAGGCUCUCUGCUGCUCUUCUUCGCCACUCUAAGGAGACCUUUGCUCACCUCAUGAA
This is a messenger RNA of Euleptes europaea (tarantolino), 853 nucleotides long. RefSeq names its product phosphomannomutase 1 (gene PMM1). Gene Ontology annotation, molecular function: phosphomannomutase activity. The coding region runs from base 16 to 792 and encodes 258 amino acids. Gene Ontology annotation, cellular component: cytosol. Gene Ontology annotation, biological process: mannose metabolic process; protein N-linked glycosylation; GDP-mannose biosynthetic process. NCBI's taxonomy places the organism in Eukaryota, Metazoa, Chordata, Lepidosauria, Squamata, Sphaerodactylidae. The transcript is spliced from 8 exons. The record is from RefSeq and is a predicted model, not a curated record.